Rhizoctonia solani is the source of this 3624-nucleotide messenger RNA. RefSeq names its product malate dehydrogenase. The record is from RefSeq and is a predicted model, not a curated record. Gene Ontology annotation, biological process: malate metabolic process; pyruvate metabolic process. Bases 1 to 3624 code for a protein of 1207 amino acids. NCBI's taxonomy places the organism in Eukaryota, Fungi, Basidiomycota, Agaricomycetes, Cantharellales, Ceratobasidiaceae. Gene Ontology annotation, molecular function: NAD binding; malate dehydrogenase (decarboxylating) (NAD+) activity. Gene Ontology annotation, cellular component: mitochondrion. The transcript has 19 exons.
AUGGCUGCAUCAGACGACAUUUAUCUUGAUUAUUAUUCCUCUGAGUCCCUUUCUUCCAAAUGGAAUACGAAACCGUCUUUACCAUCGCGUCGGAUAGAGCUUAUUCCUCCCAAUGCGAUCGAUAUCAAGUCCCCGAGCUUGGGUGGUCCGCCAGCUUACGACCCCUCAUCGAUGUUUCACACUCAGCAGAAACUUUUCAGACAAAAGCUUCUUUAUGUCGCACCGUUAGGUUAUUAUGCGGUUCGUACCCUGCGCCCCUGGUGCUUUGGGAUAGAUACAGGUGACCAGACUUUCAGUUCUUGGGUUUCGACUUCCACGUCUGAAGGAGAAGAGCGAGUAAACUUUGGAGAUAUUAUUGCGCCAUGGGCUAAGGAAGACGUAUCUUUACUGGAUCCUACAACAUGGGCUUUCUUGGUUCGACAUUACAAUGGGCUCCCUGAACGCUAUUCUAGCUACCGUCUAGCUUUGAACGAUCCAUAUCUUCCCGUGCUUUCAGCCGUAUCGUCAACGCCAAAUUUUUCCAUUGUUGUCGUCCUAGACCUAUCAAAAUGUGAUGAUCUUGAUGAUAGUAACAUUAGCCGGCUCAAAUUGCGUCAAGAAUUUCAGGUCCACUCUAUUGUUUCGGGAUCCUGGCCCGUUACGUCUGAGAAGUUGGAGCUUACGAGGUUGCAUAAAAGUGGAUUGGUCAACGAUAUCCAUUAUGUAUACAUCCUGACUUACUUAGACCUCAGAGAAACCUCCGUGUCUCCAUUAAAAGGGAUACAUGCUACUUUGAAUUGGGAUUCUACAUCAAUCCUUCCUUCUCGGGAUCACUUGGAUUUCUUUUGGCCCCAACCUCAGUCUAGAAUUCCUAUCCUAAUACAUAAUCUUGAAAGUGCAGCAUCUUCACGCUGGGCCGAGGAUCCUGCAUUGGACGAUAAACCAAAGAAACCAUGGAUUAUUCAUGUUGACCGACAAUAUCCGAGUAGCCAAGGGUUGCAUCGAAGGGCUUAUUGGAAACCCGCUCGUCCAAAUGAUCAUCUACCUUGGUAUUCAUAUGAAUUUUCUGACGAGGAAGAGUUUGUCGAGGAAGGGCUUGAUUUUGACGACUAUGGUACACGUACCGAUUCAGGUUCAGAUCUGGGCUCAAAUUCAAGGAUUUCCAGCUCCAGUGGAUCAGAGCAUCCGGAUUUAUCUCAAGAAGAGUUUAACCCCUCCUCUCCUAUUGAACCUACUUCUUCUUUAUUCGGCGACAAUGAACUACCGACCCCACUGAGAAUGGACUCCACAUUGAUAGACCCCGAGGACACUGAAGCAACCCCUUCCAAUGCCGACAGCAGCCACGCCAACGAAAGUCGACCUCCACGCAACGACCUAGACCAACUUGCGGCAGAAGUUAUUGCUAAAGAAGCUGUAGAAUCUGUGAACAAUGUUCCCCAUUUUUAUGAUCCUAGAGCGCAAGCUGGACUGGCUCCCCCUAAAAUGCGAAAGCGGCGUAGAAGAUAUUCAUCUGCCUCGUCUGAGAGCUACGAUUCAGAUGAAGAGCGGGAGGCGGAAAGGAGGUUUGAAAUCGAAUGCAUCAGCAAUCAAGAUUGGCCACUCAUGCUAUUAAGAAAGCCUCAGGAAUGGGCCACCGAAACAUUACAAGCCAUGACGAGAGCUCAUAAGCCUAAUCAUUCUCAAAGCGAACUGGGGCGACCUGGUCUUUCCUGCACAAAAAAACGAAAGGUUGGUGCGAAUGAAAUGGCCCGCCGAUGGGCAUAUAUCAAGGCGUCCAACAAACCGCUUGCCCAGCCUCCCAAUCAGGAUCAGGCUUUACAGCAUGCUACUAUUUCCACCGCUUUCAACUCACUCUUCAUGGAUAAGAUACUUGAUAAAUUCAAUAAACUUCUGGGGGAUUUCCAACACCCUAUCGAGCAUUGGCAUCUGGUUCAUCCAGAGAAAGCCAACACCGUGUUUCAUGUCGGUCUCCAAGGCGAAGCUCUGUUGAACAAUCCCAAAUGGAACAAAGGCCUCGCGUUUACGGCUGAAGAACGAAAAGUGUUUGGUUUGAAUGGACGCUUACCGAGUAGCGUGCAAACUCUGGAUAAACAAUGUCAACGCGCAUAUCAACAAUUUACAAGCAGAGAGAGUGCAGUUCUCAAAAACUCAUUCCUCCAAAGUCUCAAGCAACAAAAUUGGGUGUUAUAUUAUUCGCUUUUAGCUAGGCAUCUCAAAGAAAUGAUGCCCAUCAUUUACACACCGACGGAGGCAGAGGCUAUCGCAAAUUAUUCCCACCUUUUCCGUAGAAGUGAAGGCUUAUUUUUAACAUAUUCUGAAGAAGCCGACAUGGAACGGGCCUAUUUGGACCAGACCCAACACCGACAAAUUGAUUUGAUCGUCGUUUCUGACGCAGAGGCAAUCCUGGGUAUUGGAGACCAAGGGGUUGGAGGCAUCGGUAUUUCAACCGCCAAGGCCACUGUUUAUUCGCUAAUUGGAGGCAUCGAUCCAUCUAAGGCUCUGAGCGUAACUUUGGAUGUGGGAACAGAUAAUCAGAAUCUGCUUGAUGACGAACUCUAUGUCGGCUGGCAGCAUAAGCGUGUACGAGGAGAAGAUUAUGAUCGUUUUGUUGAAAAAUUCGUCCAACUGGUCCGCAAGCACAAUCCCCAUUGUUUGCUUCACUUCGAAGACUUUGGGGUUACCAAUGCGCAACGCCUCCUUGAGAAAUAUCAGGCCAAACAUGCAGUUUUCAACGAUGAUGUGCAAGGGACUGGCGCGGUUACUUUAGCCUGUUUGAUGGCAGCAGUUGGGGUGACAAAAAGCAAGCUGUCCGACCAGAAGAUUGUUGUUUUUGGUGCUGGAACUGCAGGACUUGGAAUAUCACGUCAAAUUCGUGACGCAAUGGUGACCAUUGAUAAAAUCCCUCUGGACGAAGCCAAUAAGAAGUUCUACUUAAUUGACAAAGAAGGGCUUAUCAAGGCUAGCGUCCAGGGUGGUAUUAGACACGGAUUAGAAGAUUUUGUCCGAAGUGAUGAAGAAUGGGAAGAAUUCGAUACCAAAUCCAAGGUAGAACUGUUGGACGUUAUUAAGAAGGUCAAGCCAACGGUUCUGAUAGGGUGCUCCACAAAAGCUGGUGCGUUUACAGAGGAAGUUGUCCGUGAGAUGGGGAAACACGUUGAUCGCCCCAUCAUCUUCCCACUGUCCAACCCCAGCCGCCUUGUGGAGGUUGACCCAAAGGAUGCGAAUGAUUGGACGGAAGGGCGCGCAUUGUUGGCCACUGGGUCUCCUUUCCCUCCCACUAAGAACCCGAAUGGAAAGGAGUACAUUAUUGCGGAAUGCAAUAAUGCUCUGAUCUACCCAGGUCUGGGGCUCGGUGCCAUUGUUAGCAAAUCUCGCUCCAUGAGCGACACGAUGUUAUUGGCUGGUACUCAGGCAUUGGCGUCCCUUGCGCCCGCCCUCAAAGACCCAGACCAAGCUCUGCUUCCAGAUUUUCAGGACGCACGGCGCGCAAACUUUGAGGUGGCCGUAGCCGUGGCUGAGCAGGCCAUCGAUGAAGGCUCUGCAGGAGUCAAAUGGAAGAAAUCCGAAGUUCGGGAGAAAGUCAAGGCUAUUCAGUGGGAGCCUGUUUAUGGGACCUACAAAUAUGACCCCAAAGGCGAAAUUUAA